CUGCACUUUGUGAAUGGCCCAUAGUCUUCUGGGACCUGUCAUGUGUCUUCAGUCUCUGGUCAUCUCCUGUGCUAUGUCUGUAGUCUCUGGUCAUCUCCUGUACUAUGUCUGUAGUCUGUGGUCAUCUGCUGUACUAUGUCCGCAGUCUCUGGUCAUCCCCUGUACUAUGUCUGCAGUCUCUGGUCAUCUGCUGUACUAUGUCCGCAGUCUCUGGUCAUCUCCGUACUACUAUGUCUGUAGUCUCCGGUUAUCUCCUGUAGUAUGUCUGCAGUCUCUGGUCAUCUCCUGUAGUAUGUCUACAGUCUCUGGUCAUCUCCUGUAGUAUGUCUACAGUCUCUGGUCAUCUCCUGUAGUACAUCCACAGUCUCUGGUCAUUUUCUGUACUAUGUCUGCAG
Molecule: messenger RNA, 395 nt
Organism: Staurois parvus
Lineage: Eukaryota; Metazoa; Chordata; Amphibia; Anura; Ranidae
Source: the annotation of a GenBank genome assembly